Capsaspora owczarzaki ATCC 30864 is the source of this 833-nucleotide messenger RNA. RefSeq lists its product as hypothetical. Bases 15 to 797 code for a protein of 260 amino acids. The transcript is spliced from 5 exons. Gene Ontology annotation, molecular function: F-box domain binding; protein tyrosine/serine/threonine phosphatase activity. Gene Ontology annotation, biological process: regulation of ERK1 and ERK2 cascade; negative regulation of protein binding; negative regulation of SCF-dependent proteasomal ubiquitin-dependent catabolic process. NCBI's taxonomy places the organism in Eukaryota, Filasterea, Ministeriida, Capsasporidae. The record is from RefSeq and is a predicted model, not a curated record. Gene Ontology annotation, cellular component: nucleoplasm; cytoplasm.
CUCCAUUGUUUGCAAUGACAAGCUUUCAUACGCCUCCGAACUGGACGUACUCGAUGCGCCGCACAAUGCAGGAGGUGCAACCGGGCAUCUACCUGGGUCCCUUCGGCUGCGUCAAGGGCCCUGACAGCCCCGCCUUGCUCGAGAGUGCCAACAUUACACACCUCGUCUCGGUGGGAACGAGCAUGGAGACGUACUGGCUUCGAACUCAAUUCGCUGGCCUGAAGCCAAUCCUGAAUGUCAUCGAGUGCAAUCCCGUCGGCUCGUCCAGAGAGCAACUCGCAGCACUCGCCUACGCCGCGGCCAACGAAGGCAGACAGACACGAUUUGUGCCCGAGGAAGGCGACCAGGAUAAACCAAACUGGCUCGUAACCUGGUUGCCGAGCUUUGUGCAAUUUGUCAACAGGGCCAUCAAUAGCGGGGGCAACGUGCUCGUGUUCUGCUCGACUGGCAUUUCCUCCAGCCCUGCUCUGCUCGUCGCCUACCUGAUGGCGCGCGACAUGAUCACGUACCGUGAUGCCUUGGAACAACUAGCCGCCCGGAGAUUUUGCAUCACGAUAUCCCCAGAACUCGAGUACAAGCUUCGACUUCUGGAGUACUUGUUAGACACCCGACAAUUGUCGUUCGAGCAGAUGGAUGGUCCAGCACAGAAUCGAGCACGCCGAACCAUUGGGACAGAGGCGGAAGAGGAGAUGCAAGACGCUGAACGCUACGCCGCUCGAGCGCGCAUCGAGGGUUCCGAUGAGGUGUUCAUGGAGCAUGGCAUGAAUGGGAUGUAUGCUGCUGCUAAUUACAUGUAAAAUUUAUGGGACAACGAACAGCCCUGUCAACCUAGC